This is a messenger RNA of Malania oleifera, 1733 nucleotides long. RefSeq names its product V-type proton ATPase subunit C. The record is from RefSeq and is a predicted model, not a curated record. Gene Ontology annotation, molecular function: proton-transporting ATPase activity, rotational mechanism. The coding region runs from base 218 to 1345 and encodes 375 amino acids. Lineage: Eukaryota; Viridiplantae; Streptophyta; Magnoliopsida; Santalales; Ximeniaceae. Gene Ontology annotation, biological process: proton transmembrane transport. Gene Ontology annotation, cellular component: vacuolar proton-transporting V-type ATPase, V1 domain. The transcript has 11 exons.
AAAAGAGAGACCAAAAAGGUUCACGGAGCAGUUUUAAAACGACGUCGUCCGCAUGGCCAGUUCAAGUUUUCCCAAAUCGAAGCCGCGUAUGUCAAUUUCAGACGAACCCGACUUGCACGGAAGCUCGUCAUCCUCCCUCGACCACCGAUAAUUGCACAUUCAUUUUCCUGCAGCUGCAAAUAAUCAAUCCGCAGCAGCUCCACAACCCAAAUCACCAAUGGCAACGAGAUAUUGGGUGGUCUCUCUUCCCGUCCAAUCAUCCGCUUCCUCCCUUUGGAACCGUCUGCAGGAAUCCGUCUCCAAGCACUCCUUCGAUACUCCUCUCUACAAGUUCACUACGCCCGAUCUCCGCGUUGGGACUCUAGAUUCCCUCCUGUCUCUCAGCGACGAUCUAUUGAAGUCGAACAGCUUCGUCGAAGGAGUGACGCACAAGAUACGGCGUCAAAUCGAGGAGUUGGAGAGAGUUUCGGGGGUUGAGAGUAGCUCCUUGACGGUGGAUGGGGUUCCCGUGGAUUCCUACUUGACGAGAUUCGUUUGGGACGAUGCAAAGUACCCAACUAUGUCCCCUCUUAGAGAGAUCGUGGACAGCAUUCAUGUACAAGUAGCCAAGAUUGAGGAUGAUCUUAAGGUUCGUGUUGCUGAGUAUAAUAAUGUGCGUAGUCAGCUUAAUGCCAUAAACAGAAAGCAAAGUGGAAGCUUAGCUGUUCGUGAUCUGUCCAAUUUAGUGAAGCCAGAGGACAUCAUCACUUCAGAACAUUUGGUGACGCUUCUUGCUGUUGUCCCCAAGUAUUCACAGAAGGAUUGGUUGUCAAGCUAUGAGUCUCUUGCGACCUACGUGGUUCCCAGAUCUUCAAAGAAAUUGCACGAGGACAAUGAAUAUGCUCUAUAUACUGUAACAUUGUUUGCCCGUGUUGCGGAUAAUUUUAAGGCUGGUGCGAGGGAGAGAAGCUUUCAAAUUCGUGAUUUUGAAUAUAAUCCAGAAACACAGGAGACUCGAAAGCAGGAAUUAGAAAAACUGAUGCUAGACCAGGACACGUUGAGAAGCUCUCUUUUGCAAUGGUGCUAUACCAGCUAUGGGGAGGUUUUCAGCUCCUGGAUGCACUUCUGUGCUGUGCGUGUUUUUGCUGAGAGCAUCUUGAGAUAUGGCUUGCCGCCAUCUUUCUUGUCAGUUGUAUUAGCCCCUUCCACCAAAAGUGAGAAGAAAGUACGUUCUAUCCUAGAAGGACUCUGUGACAGUGCACAUAGCACUUACUGGAAAUCUGAAGAUGACACAGGAGGGAUGGGCGGUCUAGGGGGCGACGCAGACACUCGGGUAUAUGUCUCCUUCACCAUAAACAUGGUCUGAACGUAAUCAUAUUCUCUUCUCACACUGCUCAUUUGGUAUCACCUCAAGUUAGGUUUUCAUUAUUGGCAUAAAAUUACUGUAUAGUAAUCUCAGUUAUGUGAUUCUUUGGCCUAUUUAUUACUAUGUGAACUCCUGAUCAAGUUAUUUUGAUUUCGGCUUUCUUUUGGAUUUCUUUUUCCUGUUCUUUUGAUGUAUUUUGUCUUUCAAGUCCAGCACAGUGGGGUAGAAAAUGGAUUUUUAUUUUUUAUUUUUUUUGGAAGGAAGGAUGAGUGCUUCCAAAUUGUAGGAUAAUGACUUUGAUAUUGACAAAUAAUCAUUGCAAGAUUGAAGUUUAUUCGAGUUCAGCAGGUUAGCUGACCUAGUGCCAUUUGGCAUUUUAGCAGUGAAA